AUGCUUAGACAUAUUAGACGCCUCUCUAUAACGAGGGUGAACGCUAAGACACUGUACAGCAAUACCUUACAGCUUCCGAAAACAGAAUUUGGACCUAAGGUGCCAUCUGGGUCUUCAAAAGAUGAAUUAAUUAAACUUGUUUCUGAAGACCUUUAUAGUUGGCAGUUAAAUAGAGAGAACUAUAACGACCGAUGGAUAUUUCAUGAUGGACCCCCAUAUGCCAACGGAGAUUUACAUUUAGGCCAUGCAUUGAAUAAGAUAUUGAAGGAUAUUAUAAAUCGUUUCGAAUUAAUCCGGUAUAAUAAUAAAGUCAUCUAUCAACCUGGGUGGGAUUGUCAUGGGUUACCUAUUGAAAUGAAGGCAAUAUCUAAUUCAGAGAAGGCUAGUGAACUCCAGCCGACGGAGAUCAGAUCUUUAUGCCGUAGGUUGGCAAUGUCAAUGAUCGACAAACAACGUGACCAAUUUAAAGAGUUUGGUAUAAUGACAGAUUUCAACAACCCGUACAUUACUUUGUCAAAUGACUAUGAAAUUAAACAGCUACAAGUGUUUUUGAAGCUCAUGGAAAAUGGUCUUUUAUCCAGACAAUUGAAGCCUGUUUGGUGGGGAUGUGAAACUCAAACGGCGUUAGCAGAAGCAGAGUUAGAGUAUAAUAAUGCCCACAAUUCUGUGGCUACGUAUGUCAAAUUUCCUCUUGCUUCUUCACAGUUUUACAAACUAUUGAACGAAAAGUAUCCUUUCAUAGAAGUGAACAAAUUUGAUGUCCAAUUCUUAAUAUGGACGUCUACUGCUUGGACGAUUCCUGCAAACCAAGCAAUUUGCAUACACAGAGACCUAAACUAUACGCUCAUCUAUAAUGAUAUGACAAAUGAACAUUUAAUUGUUGCUGAAUCUUUAGCAGAUGAAUUAUGCAAGCUCAAUGAAUCAUAUAGGAGAUAUUCUGAACCACUUUGCUUUAAGGGUGAUGAAUUAUUGAACCUUGAGUAUAUAAAUCCGGCAGUUGGUCCAGAAUAUUUAUUUCCUAUUUUACAUGGCGACCAUGUUUCUGCAACUGCUGGUUCUGGGCUUGUUCACACUGCACCAGCACAUGGUGGUGAAGAUUACUUGAUAGGAUGCAGACAUAAUUUGAAAAUUAUGUCUUCAGUCAAUGGCCAAGGUAUGUUUAUUGCAGACAAUAUCCCUGAUGGAUUUUCUUCAUUAAAGGGCGAAUAUGCCAAUAAGAAGGAAGGUUUAUGGAAAUGUAUUGACAUUAUGAAAGAGCAUAACAUGAUUUUCCACAUCAACAAAAAGUACAAGCAUUCAUACCCUUAUGAUUGGAGAUCAAAUAAACCAGUUAUUCAAAGAGCAACACCACAAUGGUUUGUGAAUGUUGAGAAAAUUAAACCAACAGCUAUUGAAGCACUUGAAAGUGUAGAGUUUUUACCAGAGAAUGGUAAAAAUAGACUAAAGCUGUUCAUAAAUAAUAGAAACGAAUGGUGUAUUUCAAGACAGAGAACAUGGGGGGUUCCAUUACCAAUAAUAUUUCAUAAAGAAAGUGGUGAACCAAUUGACGAUAUUGAAGUUAUAAGGUUUACAAUUAAAUGUAUGACUAAGUUUGGUACUGAUAGUUGGUUUACUAAAGAAGACGAUAUUUGUAGAUGGUUGCCAGAGUCAUACAAGGAUAUGGGAACAAUGUACGUUAAAGGACAAGACACCAUGGAUGUCUGGUUUGAUUCCGGUACAUCAUGGUCAACAUUAGGUGAUAAUAUGGAAGAAUUAUCGAGAAGUGAUACGCCCUUAGCUGAUAUUUAUCUUGAAGGUAGUGACCAACAUAGAGGCUGGUUUCAGUCUUCAUUAUUGAAUAAAAUUAUUGCAUCUGGAGUAAACGGUGAAAAUUUUAAACCCGUUGCUCCCUUCAAGAAAAUUGUUACACAUGGCUUCACAUUGGAUAGUAAGAAUGAUAAGAUGUCUAAAUCCAAGGGUAACGUUAUUUCACCAAAGCAUGCUAUAAACGGAGGUGGAAAACCGUUCCUUCCAAGUUUAGGAACCGAUGGAUUAAGGUUAUGGGUUGCCUCAUCCAAUUUUACUCAGGAUGUCAAUGUAAGCAGUGAAAUUCUCACAAGAGUAUUCGAAAACGUUAAAAAAUUAAGAGUUACCUUGAAAUACAUGUUGGGAAAUUUGAAUGAUUUCGAGGAAAACAAAAAGGUUAGUUAUAAUGAUUUGAAUCCUUUGGAUAAGUUAGUCUUAUCGAAGCUCUUCAGAUUACAGCAGACUUGCGUGGAGUAUUACAAAGACCACAAUUUUUCAAGAGUUGUUAAAGAUAUUAGCACUCAUAUGAGUGUGGACUUGAGUGCCCAAUACUUUGACAUUUCAAAAGAUUGUCUUUACACGGAUGCCAAAGACUCUAAAAGAAGAAGGAGCAUCCAAACAGUGCUACAAGCAUUAUUGAGAACUUAUAUUGGGUUGCUUGCGCCUAUACAACCAUUGCUUGUUCAGGAAGUAUGGAAUGUAUGUCCAGAAUAUUUUAAAAAUAAUAGCAAAUCGCCAUUUACGGUGGGUAGUUGGGACUUUUAUCAAAUACCUGAUACCUAUUUGCAAGAAUCAAUCGAACAUGAUUUUUCUAAGAUAUGGCAAGUUAAAGACACCCUUUACAAGUCAUUAGAAGAACUCCGUCUAAACGGUACGUUCAAGAACAAAUUGGAGACUCAGGUUAAUAUUGUCGUCGAUAACGAAUCUUCACUAGGUAAAUUAUUGACUUCACAUCAGGUCUUUUUGGACGAUUACUUUCUUGUUUCUAAGGUCUAUGUUAACGAAGAGCCACUUAAGGAAGCAUCCUAUUUUAGUGAAACCUCAUUGACUUUAGAUGAACAAGAGGUCAAGAUACAAAUAGCUCCGUCGUCUAAUGCUAAAUGUCCAAGAUGUUGGAAGUUUGUGUCUGAAUCCGAAGACGCAUUAUGUACAAAAUGUGAUACCGUAGUUCACAAACACUAG
Molecule: messenger RNA, 2967 nt
Organism: Debaryomyces hansenii CBS767
Lineage: Eukaryota; Fungi; Ascomycota; Pichiomycetes; Serinales; Debaryomycetaceae
Product: isoleucine--tRNA ligase
Exons: 1
Coding region: 1-2967 (988 amino acids)
Biological process (GO): isoleucyl-tRNA aminoacylation
Cellular component (GO): cytosol
Molecular function (GO): aminoacyl-tRNA deacylase activity; isoleucine-tRNA ligase activity; tRNA binding
Source: RefSeq, a predicted model, not a curated record